AUGGACCACAAUCGUCCCCGCCGCUCAUGUGAGCAAUGUCGAGCCAAGAAGACAAAAUGUUCGGGAGAGCGCCCGCAGUGUUCUCACUGCAGACGACAGGGAAAGCAAUGCAUCUACCGUCCCCGUAACAAUCAUCGUCCGACGACGUUGCCGCGACCAUCGUCAUCCCCUCAGCGCGUCGCAACCACACACGACGCGAGAUCACCAGCUGACCUGUUCGACCACGUCCUGCAAGUCUACCAAGCAUCUGUCUACUGUCAGCCUCUACCACUGUUCAAUCCAGCGACGUUACGUCAUGCGCUCCCACACUUUCCCUCGUACCUGAGAUCUGCGGUGCUCGCGCUUACCUUACGGCUGUCCAAUCAUCCUGCCCAUCGCAUUCUGCCAGAGGAGGCAUCGAGUCUGUACACAUCUACAUCCCGCAAUGUGGUCUUGCAAAAGGCCAUGCAGGGUGAUGCGUGCCUUCAAGUCCGACAGACGCUGUGCUUAUUAGCUCUGGGUGAGAUUUUGGACGGGUUGCACGUGCAAGCAUUUGCUACCGUUGGAGCCGCCGCCAGAUUGGAAGCCAUCAAGCUGAGGACAUCGACAGCACAGGAAGACGACGAGCUUCGAUGCCACUGGAGCAUCCGCACCCUUGACAACGCGUUUACUUCUACGCCAAACAUGAAUCAUCCGACUGCUCCAUUGCCCUAUCCAUCAAGCCCCGAGCGGCCACUUCCCACAGACAUUAUGGCAGCCAGAGAGGAAGACAUCUCCAACCGACAUGAGAUCAGAAAGGGCGAAUCCGAGGUCAUCGCCAACUACUUGCAAGCCUUUCAGAUGUGGAGCAAAGUCGCCUGGUAUUUUGAGGACAUGCGCCUUGGGAACCGAGAAUCACCCUGGCUGGCCUCGUCGCGGUACCAUCAGCUCACAGCGGAUCUCUACCAGCAGCAAGCCGAUCUCUCUGACUUGCAUCUAUAUCGGAAUGUCGGCUUCUCUCGUCAGAAUCCUGCAGAUUUACGCAACCGACAAGACUACUGGAUCCCAUGGAUUUCGAUGCAGAUUGGCGCGCACGCCACACCAGCUGUCCUCAAUAACCCGUUUGUUCAACUGUUUGUCCUGCAAAGUGACAAGGGACUGUGUCAGCCACGUUCAUUCCUCCAGCAAACGGUCGACCAAGCCCUGUUUCACUCUGCAUGGGUGGGACGACUGCUUCGCGAAUGUGACAGACUGGAGUUGCCAAUCGAUGAUCCCAUCCUGGGCCAGAUGAUUGCGGCGACUGCAACCAUACCAUUCCUGUUCCGCUUCUCGAGAGACGCAAAGGUCUCGCGUAGAGCGGCUAUAGAUUUGCAAACGUGUCUCGACUGUCUGGCGCAGCUGGCAAAGACCUGGCCCCUCAUCGCGAAGAAGCAUGCGUGUCUGCUGAACCUGCAGAGUACCGUGGAGCAAGAUGGACAGCUGCGCCUGCAGCCGGAAGCACUCUGGUAUGUCGUCUGCGGAGACUUUCUGGACGAACCCAGUCGAUCACUCUCGGAAGCGCAGAUUCACAUCACGACGAGCUUCAUUGAGCCUGUUGGGGACACGAUCCCAGGGGAGGAGAAUGAGCUUCAACCAGAUCACUACAACUGGGCUGACUACUUCGUGGACAGUUUCAUGGUUGAUAAUUAUCUUGUUGGUUUGGAGCCAUAA
Emericellopsis atlantica is the source of this 1668-nucleotide messenger RNA. RefSeq lists its product as uncharacterized. The transcript has a single exon. Gene Ontology annotation, biological process: regulation of DNA-templated transcription. The record is from RefSeq and is a predicted model, not a curated record. Bases 1 to 1668 code for a protein of 555 amino acids. Lineage: Eukaryota; Fungi; Ascomycota; Sordariomycetes; Hypocreales; Bionectriaceae. Gene Ontology annotation, cellular component: nucleus. Gene Ontology annotation, molecular function: DNA-binding transcription factor activity, RNA polymerase II-specific; zinc ion binding.